CAGUCCUCCAAGUUUAUCUUUUCGUGGAGCCGAUUUUUUACUUCGAUCGAGAUUGCUUAGCACGAAUUACUCCACUCCCCAGAUCUCAAGUCCCCACAGCUGAAAUCAAGUUUGCCGUUCUCGUUAAGGAAGGUGUUAAAGAACGGUCGCUACGGCGAUUAGUUGAAGCCCUCCCGAGCUUUUACCCUGUUUGACACUCGCAGUAGUCUCAGACUUGACCAUCGACACAAAUCCGGUAUUACAAUGAUCUCUCUGGAGGAACAGAUACAGAGCAUAAUUGACAUUCUCAAGGAACAUGGACAACCAAAUUCUGAUGGUAAACAAUCCAUCACUUUCGGAGAACUGCUGGGAAAGACGCAUUCUGAUGCGCUCAAUAUGACGCUGAGAAAGGCAAAGAAGAAAGGAAUUUUAACCUUUGAUGGCGAGAUCCUCAUGCAAGGGAGAGUAGUCAGUGGGAGGACUCCCGAAGCUGACAACGACAUUCCAAUCGUGCUGCUGAGUGAGGAGAUUAAGUGAUAAUGAAAAUAGAAGUGCGUUGGGAUAGUGCGUAUGAUGUAGUAAUCAGUUGCGCGUGUAGCUAUCAACAAGCUAUCAGACUAUCAAGUGUAGCAACCGCCACGCAUUAAUCACCAUGCGCGUCUUUUAGAU
Molecule: messenger RNA, 648 nt
Organism: Serpula lacrymans var. lacrymans S7.9
Lineage: Eukaryota; Fungi; Basidiomycota; Agaricomycetes; Boletales; Serpulaceae
Exons: 6
Coding region: 244-516 (90 amino acids)
Biological process (GO): regulation of actin filament-based process
Source: RefSeq, a predicted model, not a curated record